Molecule: messenger RNA, 1487 nt
Organism: Gryllus bimaculatus (two-spotted cricket)
Lineage: Eukaryota; Metazoa; Arthropoda; Insecta; Orthoptera; Gryllidae
Source: the annotation of a GenBank genome assembly
CGUGAUGAUCUACUGGAUCUCAGGCUCCAUCACCACCAGCAUGCGCCUCUACAGUGAAGCCUUUUCCUUGGCGAAUCUUGGACUUAAAAUAGAUGCGGUUCCUACGGACGUCCCGACGGCUGUUGUCAACUUCCCGAACGAGCUUGUGUUCACGCCCCGGUUCAUCGGCGCGGACAAAUUCAAGAAAAUCGUGCACUUCUCCCACGCACCUCGAGGUGACGGAGACUGUGUCAGCAUGGGUUUGAUUCGCGCGGCGCUGACGACGGGCGCCGUCUUGUCGCUUGCGGUCUGUGGCACUACUCCUCGCAACCCGCCCUCCGCCCACCUGCCGCACAGCACUGGGCCCCGGCCCUCGCCAGCCGACAAACCGCCGUCGUGCUUCAAGAUCAGCGCGGACCGCCGCCCAGCUGCAGGAACCUGCGCCACCAGCCUGCCAGCACCCUGCCAGCGCUCACGCCGCCCCUGGCGGCGCCAACUUCCGCUACGGUUCAACUCGCGCUACCUGCAGCAGGUUGGUGAGCUUCUGGGCGGGACGAAGUACAAGUGGGCGGAGCGCGAGGCUUCCUCAACGCGUUGGCCGCAGUUCAAGACGCAGGUGGCGGCUGCAGCUGCAGCUUCAUUCCACGCGAAGCCGAAACCAAGUGCCGGCGGAGCGCGCUGUUUUGGGCUUUCACACGACUGUGUGCUUUCUCAACACGAUGAUGUCGCGAAUCAAGCUGACACUCGCUGGAUUCUUUCCAACAAAGUUCAUGAGAGAAGAAGACGUCAAGAGGGAGUGGCCCUGCGAGACUCCCCUGCAGGGCUGGCGGCGUACAUCCUGGAGAAGUUCUCCACGUGGACGGAGAAGGACUGGCGUUCGUUGCCCGAUGGCGGUCUCACCAAGAAGUUCACCCUCACCAAGCUGCUGGACAACGUGAUGAUCUACUGGAUCUCAGGCUCCAUCACCACCAGCAUGCGCCUCUAUAGCGAAUUUUUCUCUUCAAAGAAUAUGGCUCUUCAGUUGGACUCGGUGCCAACCGAUGUGCCGACGGCGUUCGCCAACUUCCCAAAUGAGAUCGGCUUCACGCCGGAGUUCAUCGCGGCCGACAAAUACGAGCGCAUCGUCCACUUCUCCCACCCCCCUCGCGGCGGCCAUUUCCCUGCGCUGGAGGAGCCUCGGCUGCUGGCCGACGACAUCUGGGACGCCUUCCCCAAGCUACUGCGCGCGGCGGCCGACAGGGCGCAGCACAAGGCCAAAUAAACCUCCCCCCUCUCUAUUUGUACAUAGCACUCUGCGGUGAAUACAUUUUUGUACACAAAUGAAUACUUCCGGUGGCUUCUCAUUUUCUUUCUAAAGAGUUCUCCUUAUCUCCUUCCAAUUCCUUUCCUCCUCCUUUCACCCGCUUCCCAGCUCCCUAACAAGGGUCAGUAAGGCCGAAUGACUGUUACAACUUUUCCUCUAUUUAUAUUGCGCUCAGUGAUGACGGCUAGCUACAUAAGAAUACUUA